AGUUUCUUGCACCGAGAAGGAAAAACUGCUGAAGUCAUGAGGCUGCUCCAGGCAGAGCCCUCAUGUGGGUCAUAUGAAAUCUCUAGCAUUGCUGACCUCGGGCAGGAGGGAGUGACAAGGACGGGAGAGGCAGAGGGGAGAGGUUCGAGCACGGGUUUUCUCCUUGAACCUAGAAGAUUAUGGGUCAAGAGCUGUGUGCAAAGACUCUCCAGCCUGGAUGCAGCUGCCAUCGCUGUUGGGAGGGAGGCGAUGCACACAGCUGUCAGAGGAGCGUGCCUGUGACGAUGGAGGCUGCGAUCGAGCUAACAGAUCUAAAGGAAGCGUCAGGUUCCAUGACUUCAUUUCACCCCAGGGGACUUCAGGCUGUCCGUGCACGGAAGUUCAAGAGUAAAAGGCCACGGAGUAACAGUGAUUCUUUUCAGGAAGAGGAUCUGAGGCAGGGUUUUCAGUGGAGGAAGAGCCUCCCUUUUGGGGCAGCCUCAUCCUACUUGAACUUGGAGAAGCUGGGUGAAGGUUCUUACGCUACGGUUUACAAGGGGAUUAGCAGAAUAAACGGACAACUAGUGGCUUUAAAAGUCAUCAGCAUGAAUGCAGAGGAAGGAGUCCCAUUUACAGCUAUCCGGGAAGCUUCUCUCCUGAAGGGUUUGAAACAUGCCAAUAUUGUGCUCCUGCAUGACAUAAUCCACACCAAAGAGACACUGACAUUCGUUUUUGAAUACGUGCACACAGACCUGGCCCAGUAUAUGUCGCAGCACCCGGGAGGCCUUCAUCCUCACAACGUCAGGCUUUUCAUGUUUCAACUUUUGCGGGGCCUGGCGCACAUCCACCACCAACACGUCCUUCACAGGGACCUGAAACCUCAGAACUUACUCAUCAGUCACCUGGGAGAGCUCAAACUGGCUGAUUUUGGUCUUGCUCGGGCCAAGUCCGUUCCCAGCCAGACAUACUCUUCAGAAGUUGUGACACUCUGGUACCGCCCUCCUGAUGCCUUGCUGGGAGCCACUGAAUAUUCCUCUGAACUGGACAUAUGGGGUGCAGGCUGCAUCUUUAUUGAAAUGUUCCAGGGUCAGCCUUUGUUUCCUGGGGUUUCCAACAUCCUUGAACAGCUGGAGAAGAUCUGGGAGGUGUUGGGAGUCCCUACAGAGGAUACCUGGCCUGGAGUUUCCCAGCUACCUAACUACAAUCCAGACUGGUUCCCCCUGCCUGAGCCUCAGAGCCUUCAGAACGUCUGGAGCAGGUUGGGCAAGGUUCCUGCAGCUGAAGACCUGGCUUCGCAGAUGCUCAAAGGCUGUCCCAGAGACCGCGUCUCCGCCCGGCAGGCGCUGGUUCACGACUAUUUCAGCGCCCUGCCCGCCCAGCUGCACCAGCUUCCUGACGAAGAGUCUCUGUUUACGGUUUCAGGAGUGAGGCUAAAGCCAGAAAUGUGUGACCUUUUGACCUCCUACCGGAAAGGUCGUCACCCAGCUGGGUUGAGCAAAUGCUGGUGAAAAGAAAGGCGACAUCACCACGAUCCUUCCAGGGCUACAUUACUGCUGUUUCGGUUUUAAUUUGCUUGAGUUUACUAGGAAGCUUCAAAUCUAACUCCACAUUGGACCAGGGAUUUGUACCAUCACCUGUGACCUAGAAUGUUUUUGGUUUUUUUUUUUUUUUUUUUGCUAAGGAAGACUCACCCUGAGAUAACAUCCUCUGCCAAUCUUCCUCUUUUUG
Equus caballus (horse) is the source of this 1707-nucleotide messenger RNA. RefSeq names its product cyclin dependent kinase 15 (gene CDK15). Gene Ontology annotation, cellular component: nucleus; cytoplasm; cytosol. Lineage: Eukaryota; Metazoa; Chordata; Mammalia; Perissodactyla; Equidae. Gene Ontology annotation, molecular function: cyclin binding; ATP binding; cyclin-dependent protein serine/threonine kinase activity. The record is from RefSeq and is a predicted model, not a curated record. Gene Ontology annotation, biological process: protein phosphorylation.